Molecule: messenger RNA, 2457 nt
Organism: Prorocentrum cordatum
Lineage: Eukaryota; Dinophyceae; Prorocentrales; Prorocentraceae
Source: the annotation of a GenBank genome assembly
AUGGAAGACGCCCCUGACGGUGGCCCUGCCGAGGGCAGCGGCGGCGGCAGCACUUCGGUCACAGGCUCGAUCCAUGGCUCUUUCCGCACAUUCCUGUUUUUGUCCGUACUCGUGCCCGAUAUCGUGGCGGUGCUUGCCUUCUCGCCCGUGGGGCUUGGGCCGGGCGUGUACGACGCCAUCGCGACAGACCGUGCGAGCCUGUUCGGCAAUCUGAUGGCGCUCGUCUCGGCGUUUUGGCUGAUGGCGAUGUUUGUUUUCGACGUGUUCGAGAGCAAGGCGUGGAGGUACGGGAUGCAGGCAUUCCUUCGAUUGGUCAGCGUCGUUAUCUUUGUGGUUAUGGUGUUUGUUAGCUUCACUCUGAAAUCAGUGAGUUACCCGUGGGUGCCACUCUUAAUGAGCAUGUGUACCACCGUUGUCUUGAUCGCCAUCAAGUAUUCACACUUGAAGAAGUUAGAGGCGGCUCCGCAGCAAUUCUACCUGACGACGGCGGUCUGCUAUCUCAUAUGCGCGUCAACGAUGUUUGUGGUAUGGGUCGCGUGGGUAAUGUCCGCACAUGGCGAACGGGAGCUUUGGUGGGACGAUGACACAGUGCGCUGGAUGGCUGACAAGUAUGCCGGGGUUUACCUCCAAUUGACCCCCGAUGAGCUGCCACCGGUGUCGUCGCCGCUGCCGCUGUUAGAGUACUGCCUCGAUGAGGGGCGGAUAAGCGGCAUCGAUAGAGAGGCCCUCCAGGACCUUGUGACGAACGCCUGUGGAGUGGCAACCACUGUCAUCUUCACGCAGUGGGCCGGAGCCUUCAUAGUCUUCAGCGGCAAUGUGUUCUGUGCAGGUUUUUGCGUUCUCUUCUCCAACACCAUUGCGAAGAUAAGAACAGACGGUGAACUCCAGACAAAAAAGAGGGCACUCAUCACGUUUAUGAAGCGUUUCUUGCUCACCAUCGUCUUCGCAGUAGGGAUUAUGUACAGUUCGCUGUACGUGUCUGGCGCCGCUGCGAAGCUCGCCAGCGCAAUGAUGGCAUCGGCGUGUAUCGCGACAUUUGUCAUGUUCCUGUGGCUGGCCCAGGAGGUUGAUAUGGAUACGCUCAACCAGAUGAAGGAGGAGACACCGAUCAUGAGGCAUGUCAUCAACAUAUUGCAGUCUAACUGGAUGAGGGCGAUGGCUGUUGGAGGCCUGAACGUCGCGAUUCCUUUCAUGGUGUUUCUGGAUAGGGUGCGACAGCUGGUUCGACAAAACAUAACAGACUUUUACCAUGUAGCAGAGAACGGGAGCGAGGGCGCAGUACCGUACAUCAAAGUACAUUAUCGUUACCACGACCGACACACACCGAAUGGCGAAAGGUUGGUCAAGUCCUUGGAGAAAUGGGAUUGGACAGAUAUCUUGGGCAAGGUCUGUGUGCUCGCAGAGCUGUUCAAGGACGGUUCCGUCGGCAUUUGGGCAGGUCUUGUGUUGGCAUGCAUCGCGGGAAGUGCGGCGAAGAUGAUGGCGUGCGUUGGGCAGUAUUCGAUUGGUUAUUUUUCUGGCAAGUCAGUGAAAGUGCAGCAGUUUGUUGGCGUGACGAAGGUAAGCGUCUUGGCGACCGAGGCAGUGCUCAAGGAGAAGGGUUUCAAGCUGUUCAAGGUCUGCAUCUUGGUGGCCGGCCCUGACUUCCCAACGAGCGUAUUGUGCGGCAUCCUCAAUUUGAACAUUCCCCAGAUACUGCUUGGCACAAGUCCGGUCAUAUUGGUGAGCAUCAUCCCGCAGACCCUCGUGGGGGUGCUCAUGACCAAGGAGAACGCCACCGAAGGAUUGUGGGCCAUGAUCGCCACUGUGGCCACAGGGCUGGCCGCUGCUUUCCAGGCAGGCGCCACCCUCGUCUUCGCCUACGGCAUACUGAAGGUAGUCGAGGAGUCGGGGGACCAGCUUGUGAAAACGCAUCGGCCAGAGCAUGACGAGGUGCGGAAGCUGGCAGAGAAGGAGGCCGACUUCGUGCAGACGCUAGCCGAAGUGUCCGACUGGUCGAAGCUGGGCACGCGUGCGCAAGCGACGCUGCUGGGCACUGUGGCGCUCUUCCUUCUCUCCGGCUUAUUGAUGGUCCUCGACACCAUGGCGGCAGAAAAAAUAUGUUUCCGAAAUUUCGCCCUCACAAACAAGAUCACAGACAGUUACGAACUGGGUGGUCUUGAUGGGAACGUGCUCAACGUGGUCCUCGCGCCGAUGGGCUGGGUUGCGCUUGGCCUCGCAGCCAUUGCGGUCUUGCUUCAUGUCAGGUUCGGGAAGUGGCUGAAGGCCAGAGCGGCAGCGAAUGUCUUAGGCGCAACGAACCCGCUGGUGCAGGCAUCCGCAGAAGGCGAGGGCGCAGAGAGGCCGCUGGCGGACGACCCCAAGGCCCGGGCGGAGGCCGGCGGCGCGGCGGGGCCGCCGGCGCACGGCCUCGAGGCCCGCGGCGCGGCGGGGCCGCCGGCGCACGGCCUCGAGGCC